Molecule: messenger RNA, 930 nt
Organism: Oppiella nova
Lineage: Eukaryota; Metazoa; Arthropoda; Arachnida; Sarcoptiformes; Oppiidae
Source: the annotation of a GenBank genome assembly
AUGGGUACCCUGAACGAAAUUAUGGAGCUAAACAUUUAUUGGACUACUUUCAUAGCCCUUAUCACUAUAUUUCUAUUAUAUUUGAGGCACCGGUUCACCUACUGGUCCAGACAUGGCGUCAAAGGACCCAACCGUAUAGGAAUUGAGGGAUUCUUUAUGAAAGUGGGCGACUUUGACACAAAAAACUGGCAAAAAUACGGCCGUAUAUUCGGUGCAUACGAUCUGUUUGGCAAAUGGCUUAUUGUGAACGAACCGGAACUCCUACGCAAUAUCCUGGUCAAGGACUUCCAUAUAUUCCCCGAUCACUUACAUUUCAACCUGGGUAACACAAACCUAGCGAAGGCCAUGUUUUUUCUCAAUGGCAACGAUGAGGAGUGGAAACGGAUCCGCACGAUCACCAGUCCCUCGUUUACGUCGGGAAAGUUGAGGGCAAUGAUGGGUAGUAUCGGUGGUAUUGCCGAUCAGUUUGUCAAAAAUCUGGAUGAAUAUGCCGUAAAUGGCAAAACGGCUGAUAUGCGCAAAUACAUGGGUGCCUUUGCCAUGGAUGUGAUCAGCGCCUGUGCCUAUGGUAUAAACGUGGAGUCCAUUAAUAACGCUAAUCAUCCCAUUGUAGUGAACGCUAAGAAGAUCCUAUCGGUGGACACGAGUUUCAGUUUUAUGCUAUCCAUACUGACGGCUAAUAAGAGAUCGGAUUUCAUACAACUUAUGAUUGAUAACGAAAAGAAUGACAAGAAUUUCGAUUCCGAUUAUAAUAGCGAUGAAGACAUGAAUGUAAACCAAUUGCAAGAAUCGACGNUAUUUAUAGCUAAUAAGAGAUCGGAUUUCAUACAACUUAUGAUUGAUAACGAAAAGAAUGACAAGAAUUUCGAUUCCGAUUAUAAUAGCGAUGAAGACAUAUUACAUUUGGUUAACGUUCUUAGCUGCCUUUGA